AUGAAUGCGAGUGAUGCAGUUGUUCCUUCAGUGGACAACGAAAUAGAGCUGACCUCUUGGAAAACAAACCAAUCUUUUCAUGUCAACCAGAUGCACCCAAACAUCAGUAUACUUAGGGGAACCUCUCCGGUUGCCUCUGAAACUCCAGCAGUGAAAACAAAUAUUACAGAUGAAAGGAUUUUGACCAAAGCUCCCCAUAAAAACUGGUCAGUGGCAGAGGAGGCAGUAGAAGAGGAACUGGGGUCCACUGACCCAUCCAUCAAAGUCAUGAACGAAACGUUUUCUGAGCCUGCAGUGAAACCUACGAUAUCGCCCGCUGUGCAAGACGUGGGUUUUAAAAAAGGUUUGUGCAUAAACAUCAAUUACACCCAGUGUGAAAUGCUGCCAUAUAACCAGACUACUUUAAGAUCAGUUCUUUCCAUUGUGAGGAGCAUUGAAAUGGAAAAAUUUCUCAAGUUCUUUGGUUAUCUCAACCGCCUCGGCUGUUAUCAACACAUUAUGCUGUUUGGAUGUAGCCUCGCUCUUCCUCAGUGCAUCAGAGAUGGUGAGAACAGUCGUGGACUUCUGCCUUGUAGAUCAUUUUGUGAGGCUGCAAAGAAAGGAUGUGAACCAGUCCUUGCAAUGGUCAAUUCUUCUUGGCCAGAAUUCCUCGCCUGUUCCCAGUUCCAUAACAAAACUAAAAAUAACAAUAUCACCAAGGUCUGCUUCUCCCCCCAAGGGGAAAAAUGGAAAGGAUUAUUUUGUGAAGAAGAGGACAGCUUCUUGUGCAGAAGUGGGGUUUGCGUCCCAAGGAUUCUGCAGUGCAAUGGCUUUAAUGAUUGUGAUGACUGGAGUGAUGAAAUACAUUGCAAUUGCAGUGAAGAGCUUUUUCGCUGCCACACGGGAAGAUGCAUCAAUUACACCUUCGUUUGUGAUGGUUAUGAUGAUUGUGGAGAUCUUAGUGACGAACAGAACUGUGAUUGUAAUCCAGUUACUCAGCAUCAGUGUGGAAAUGGGAGAUGCAUAACAAUGGAUUGGAUCUGUGACGGUGAUCCUGACUGCCUAGACAAAUCAGAUGAAGUCAAUUGUUCCUGCCAUAGCCAAGGACUGGUGGAAUGCAGAAAUGGUCAGUGUGUCCCUAGUGCUUUCCAGUGUGAUGGAGACAAGGAUUGCAAGGAUGGAAGCGAUGAAGAAAACUGCGGUGGAAGCCAAAGAUUAUGCCAUGCAAGAGGUCAGAAAUGUAAUUCAACUUCCUGUCCUGAUUCUUGUAGCCAGUCUCCUCUCUGUGACACGAAUAGCAGCCAAGUGGAUUGCAGUCAGUGUGAACACAUUACCCUGGAAUUGUGCCUGAACCUACCAUACAAUUAUACUCACUACCCCAACUAUUUAGGCCAUCGGACACAGAAGGAAGCCUCUAUUAGUUGGGAGUCUUCUCUCUUCCCAGCCUUGGUCCAGACUAACUGUUAUAAAUACCUGAUGUUUUUUGCCUGUACCAUCUUGGUGCCAAAAUGUGAUUUUCAAACAAAUGAACGUAUCCCACCAUGCAGGACUCUUUGUAAGCAGUCCAAGGAACGUUGUGAAUCUGUUCUUGGAAUUGUGGGUUUACAGUGGCCGGAGGAUACUGAUUGUGCUCAGUUCCCGGAAGAAAAUUCGGACAAUCGAACUUGCCUGAUGCCUGAUGACAAUGUAGAAGAGUGCUCACCAAAUCACUUCAAAUGUCGUUCGGGAAGAUGCAUCUUGACGUCCAGAAGAUGUGAUGGACAAGCAGAUUGUGAAGACGACAGUGAUGAAGAGAACUGUGGUAAAUGAAUGAAGCAAGACUUACCACAAAGCACAUUUUGCAAGAAGGAUGAAAUUGCAUGUGCAAACCAUGACUGCGUACCCCGUAAGUCGUGGUGUGAUGGGCGAGCAGAUUGUGCCGACAAAUCCGAUGAAUGGAGCUGUGUGUCCCUAUAUAAAAACAGCAGCUCCUUGAUGUUCCUGACUGUAUAUAGGUCAGCUACCAAUUAUUAUGUAUGCGCUGAUGACUGGGAAGAAAAUUUAAGCCUCUUGGCAUGCAAACAGAUGGGUUUUGGUGGACCAGCUGUGACAGAACUUAUUCCAGUGUAUGAGCUUCCACUACAAGCAAAAUGGUUGAACCUACAUCCUGAUUGGGAGAAGAAAACUAGGUUCACACUGCAUGCUCUUUUAGUAACAGGGUUACCAUGUAAAAGCAAGAAUGUGGUUUCUCUCCUCUGUGCCAAAGAAGAUUGUGGCCGUCGCCCUGCAGCUCGGAUGAGCAAGAGGAUCCUCGGGGGCAGGACCAGUCGCUCAGGACGUUGGCCAUGGCAGUGCUCGCUCCAGAGCGAGCCCAGUGGGCAUAUCUGUGGCUGUGUUCUCAUAGCAAAGAAAUGGGUCUUAACGGUGGCACACUGCUUUGAAGGGAGAGAAAACCCGAAGGUAUGGAAAGUAGUUUUUGGCAUCAACAAUUUGGACCAUCCUUCAGCCUUCAUGCAAAUCCGCCUGGUGAAAACAAUUAUUCUGCACCCUCGUUACAACCGUGCGGUGGUGGACUACGACAUCAGCAUUGUGGAGCUCAGUGAAGACAUCAAUGAGACCAGCUACGUCCGACCAAUUUGCCUUCCCACCAGGGAGCAGCUGGUUAAGCCAAAUACCUAUUGCUACAUCACUGGCUGGGGACACAUGGGCAACAAAAUGCCCUUCAAACUGCAGGAAGGGGAAGUGCGCAUUAUUUCUUUGGACCAAUGUCAGUCUUACUUUGACAUGAAGACCAUCACAGUCAGGAUGUUAUGUGCAGGCUACGAGUCUGGAACUGUGGAUUCUUGCAUGGGUGACAGCGGAGGACCUCUUGUGUGUGAGCAGCCGGCUGGACGCUGGACGUUAUUUGGUUUGACUUCUUGGGGCUCGGUCUGUUUUUCCAAAGUUAUGGGUCCUGGAGUUUAUAGUAACGUGUCUCACUUUAUUGAAUGGAUUGAAAGAGAAAUCUACCUGCACACGUUUUUGAUUCGCUGA
Molecule: messenger RNA, 2991 nt
Organism: Protobothrops mucrosquamatus (brown spotted pit viper)
Lineage: Eukaryota; Metazoa; Chordata; Lepidosauria; Squamata; Viperidae
Gene: CORIN
Product: corin, serine peptidase
Exons: 19
Biological process (GO): regulation of blood pressure; peptide hormone processing; acrosome reaction
Cellular component (GO): membrane
Molecular function (GO): protein binding; serine-type endopeptidase activity
Source: RefSeq, a predicted model, not a curated record